This is a messenger RNA of Cheilinus undulatus (humphead wrasse), 911 nucleotides long. RefSeq names its product cytochrome c-like. Gene Ontology annotation, biological process: mitochondrial electron transport, ubiquinol to cytochrome c; mitochondrial electron transport, cytochrome c to oxygen. The transcript is spliced from 3 exons. The record is from RefSeq and is a predicted model, not a curated record. Gene Ontology annotation, molecular function: heme binding; electron transfer activity. Lineage: Eukaryota; Metazoa; Chordata; Actinopteri; Labriformes; Labridae. Bases 140 to 457 code for a protein of 105 amino acids. Gene Ontology annotation, cellular component: mitochondrial intermembrane space.
GUCAGCUGACUGAUGACGUCUGCAUUAGAGUAACUUCACGGGAAGGAAGCACAUUUGUCGUGACCGUGCCGGCAAGAGGACGAAAGCGGGGGAACAAAGUCCCAAGAAGUCGUAUUAGCACACACCUAGAAGAGAAAACAUGCCUGUAGACAUUAACAAAGGCAAGAAGGCGUUUGUCCAGAAGUGUGCCCAGUGCCAUACUGUGGAGGAAGGUGGAAAACACAAGGUUGGACCAAACCUUUGGGGCCUUUUUGGACGUAAAACUGGCCAGGCAGAGGGCUACUCCUACACUGAUGCCAACAAAAGCAAAGGUAUUGUUUGGAAUGAUGACACCCUGAUGGUUUAUCUGGAGAACCCGAAGAAAUACAUUCCAGGAACAAAGAUGAUCUUCGCUGGCAUCAAGAAGAAGAAUGAACGAGCUGAUCUUGUAGCAUAUCUCAAGUCUGCAACUUCAUAAAGAACUCUUCACCGUGUGCCAAUUUUUGUGUCUUACAAACUGCUCAAGAGGCCACGACUCGUCCUUCUUUCAAAAUCAGGCAGAACGGCAAGCAAUCUGAGUGGUGUUGGCAUGAUAUGUUUGUCACAGCUGUAUCUCUGUUUCUGAUGUGAUCCUCCUAUUGUGGUGGAGCUAAGUGAUAUCCCCUGGUUUUAACAGGUUUCUUUUCUAAAAUAAAUUAUUAAACCAUAUACUGUGUAUUCAGAAUGUAGAGACUGAAGGCUGUGUGUUAUUUCUUUUUUAACUGACUGUCAUCCAGUAUUUUUCUCAGUUGUUUUGUGGUUGAUUAUCAAGAUGUCUUAAUAAUUGUUCCGAGAAUAAAUAUGCCUUUUCUGCUUCCGAUUUUGAUGAUACCUCAAAAGCCUUUUAUUAUGUAAUUUUUGAAUUUGCCGCAUAUAAUAAAUCUGACACUGAA